Messenger RNA from Fusarium odoratissimum NRRL 54006, 2778 nucleotides. RefSeq lists its product as uncharacterized. Gene Ontology annotation, molecular function: transcription cis-regulatory region binding; DNA-binding transcription activator activity, RNA polymerase II-specific. The coding region runs from base 471 to 2240 and encodes 589 amino acids. NCBI's taxonomy places the organism in Eukaryota, Fungi, Ascomycota, Sordariomycetes, Hypocreales, Nectriaceae. Gene Ontology annotation, cellular component: RNA polymerase II transcription regulator complex. The transcript has 3 exons. The record is from RefSeq and is a predicted model, not a curated record.
CCGCUCUACCUACUGCAGCCAUCCAUCUCACUCGAUUUCCCUUCCUCGCCCAUUCUUGGCUCCGCCUGACACCAGAAACCACCGAUUUCAUCAUCAAUCUUACAUACUGUCACCUUACAUACCAUAGUAGCUUCAGUUUCUAUCCUGUCCUUUGCGGCCUGAAUCCGAAAACUCCGUUCUUCUUAUUUUCAACUUCGCCUCUCUUCUCAUCGCCUUUUGACAAUUAUAUGCCAGUAUCAUAACCCAGCAGAAGCCUGCCCCGCUCGUCUAGGUCCCCGACGUCGCCGCUACACAGGCUUCAGGCACAGACAGGCUCUGGUCUGGCUCUUUGUCCCCUCCUGCGUGAGCCUGGACUGGCAGAGAGCUUGAAUCUAUUAUCAAACCGCGCGGCAUCAGUUUCGUCUGCCUCGAUAUCAAAUCGUUCUUCACCGUUACGCCUCUUUUCGAUCGCCCGUUUCAUAAAUUUCGCGAUGGCUUCUACUGGUACUGGAGGCACUUUGCCACCCAACUUUCUCUUGACCCCGCAACAGCAGAACCUGCUCUUCGCUGCUCUCAACUCCAACAAACAGCAGCUCUCUGGUUCUUCCGUGGACAAUUCUCUGACGGUUUCUCCCACGACGUUCCGCAAUUCUGCUGGCCAACAAAAGCCCGCCACCGCUACAGGUUACCAGGAGAGUCCCUUCCUCGACAACUACGACUAUGACUUUGGCGAUUCUGGUUUCGACUUCUCCUUCGCCAGCGAGGACCAGCCUUCCAUGAUUGGAGAUCUUCCUGCUGCUUCCACGGAGCCCAACAACAACUCUGGUUCUGUCGCUCUGUCCGACUCCCCAGAGACUGAUACUCCAGAGAAGCGCAGCUACCCCGACGACGAGGAUGACGAAGAUAGCCCUGGUGGGGAUCACAAGCGCCGUGAGAGUACCGACAAGGUCCCUAAGAAGCCCGGUCGUAAGCCUCUUACAUCCGAGCCCAGCUCGAAGCGCAAGGCUCAAAAUCGAGCCGCUCAGCGUGCUUUCAGAGAACGCAAGGAGAAGCAUUUGAAGGACCUUGAGACAAAGGUUGAAGAGCUAGAGAAGGCUUCGCAGGCUGCCAACCAUGAGAAUGGCAUGCUUCGAGCUCAGGUUGAGCGCAUGACAGCUGAACUCAACCAGUAUAAGCAGAAGGUCACAGUGAUGUCAGCUACCAAGUCACUGCCCAGAGAAAAGGUUCCUUUCGGCAGCGCUGCCGUCAGCAACCUCGGCGAUGUUAACUUCCAGUUCGAGUUUCCCAAAUUUGGCAUGCUUCCAGGACCACCUGUCAGCAAGACUGGCUCAUCGCCUACAAGCCCGGAUCAGCAAAAGAUCACAUACCCAAGCCCUACCACCAGCCUCAACAAUAGCGCGCAAUCCGUACAACAAUUCAAGGAUGACUUGGCCAAGUUCUCGGGUGUCUUCAGCCCUUCCAUGGCAAGCUCUGCCACCAACCCCUCUCGUGCGAGUGUUGACUCUGCAAACUACAGCGUCAAUGGCGCUUCCAGCUCCCCAUCUGCUUCAUCUCAUUCAAACACCGGUCCCAGCUCUUCUUGCGGAACAUCGCCUGAGCCUUUCAACCAGUCUCCCAUGGGCUUCAAGCCCGUUGAUACGAUGACUACCAUUGGCGAGGAGCAGACACAUCAGAACAACAAUAACAACCCCAGUCAAUUCGGCAAUAUUGAUCUCAACAGCACCAACUUUGACUGGCUGUCACAACAGAACGGUGGACAGUUUGACCCACAGCUCUUUGGUGAUUAUCGUGAGCCUCAAGAAAACGUCUUGGCAAAUCCAUCUUUCGACGACUUCUUCAACGAUGCUCUUGACAGCGAUUUCUUUACUCCUUACAACAUGGCUCCUAACAGCCCCAGCGCGCAUCUCAAUGGCCAGGCCAAGAAGCCAUCGAACUUGAUUGAUCAGAUUGAUGCUCAAAAGGAGUCCGAUGACGAACCUCUCAAGAAGCAGAACAUGAACUGCAAUCAACUGUGGGAGAAACUUCAAGCUUGCCCCAAGGCACAGAAUGGUGAAUUCGACCUCGACGGCCUCUGCUCUGAACUUACCAAGAAGGCCAAGUGCUCUGGCACUGGUCCUGUGGUUGCUGAGACCGACUUUGACACCAUUCUGCAAAAGUAUAUGGGCAAAGACGUCUCCAGUAGUUGUGUUGCCCAACAGCUGGGUGUGGAAAUAAAGUCGAGUGAACCAAAACAAGAUAAGCAUCUUGGCCUGUCGAUUUGAGACCAGGUUUAUGAACAAAGAUUCGGCUGUACACUACAAACUUCGGCGGCAUACCCAGCACACAGCUACACAAUGAUUAAGGCGUUUACAACAGACAGGAUGGGAUCGGAAAACCAAGGGAUUCCGGCGCUUGAUUUACCUCCGUCAAUGGAAUUGGAUGCAUGGAAAGGAGAAAGGAUGAUCUAUGGCAUGAUUAUGUAGCAUGCCACGAAAUCUUCGACCUGUUAACUCAGCUUGAAAUUUCUUUGGGGAUUUACUUAUGCUUUGUUUUUGGAUGGACAUUUUUUUGCUGCUAUGAAUAAUUAUGACUUAUUUCUGGUUUCAAUUGUCAAGGGCUCAACAGGGGAUAUAUGAUGAUCACUGUGACUUGGCAACGCACAUGUUGAUCAGAUAUGUACAUCAAAGGGACUAUUUAACUUUCAUUACUACGUAAAGAUGAUCAAAGUGUUGGAGGCGCUCUUGUGAUACGAGUAUUAGUAUUCAAGGAUAUGAAUUGCACGCUACAGCAGCAACUUUGAGCCAAUCUGCAACAUCCAGA